This is a messenger RNA of Carassius gibelio (silver crucian carp), 4582 nucleotides long. Its product is annotated as NACHT, LRR and PYD domains-containing protein 12-like. The record is from RefSeq and is a predicted model, not a curated record. The transcript has 12 exons. The coding region runs from base 223 to 4002 and encodes 1259 amino acids. Lineage: Eukaryota; Metazoa; Chordata; Actinopteri; Cypriniformes; Cyprinidae. Gene Ontology annotation, molecular function: protein binding.
GCGAUCACGUCCAAAGAUCGACGCCAUUUCAGACGAGUCGAGAUCAACGAUAUCUUCAUAUGUUGCGGUUGUGGGUUCGAGUCUCGGGCCGGCAAUAAAACGACUGAGGGGCUCUUGAGCAAGGCACCAAACCCUCAACUGCUCCCUGGGCACCACACUGAUCCAGGCCUGAAGUCAAGUUUCUUAUCUAGGAAAAAGAGAAGCAGAAGAACAGCAUGCAAAAUGAGUAUGAGGAGAGAAAACAAUGAGACUGCUGUUGAAACUCCAGGGUCUCCAGGAUUCAGCUGUGUGUCUAUGAAGAGUAACAACUCCAUGUUUCUGCCCCCUGAUCUCAGUGAUGUUCACCAUCAGAGAGUAUCAUCUCCAGGAUUCAGCUGUGUGUCUAUGAAGAGUAACAACUCCAUGUUUCUGCCCCCUGAUCUCAGUGAUGUUCACGCUCAGAGAGCAUCAUCUUCAGGAUUCAGCUGUGUGUCUAUGAAGAGUAACAACUCCAUGUUUCUGCCCCCUGAUCUCAGUGACGGUGACACUCAGAGGGCAGCAUCUACAGUAUCCAUCUUUGACCCUGUCAUCAUCAGGAGGAAGAGAAAGAGAGCAGCUUCUCCACUGCAGCCCCCUGAUCUCAGUGAUGGAUCAGUGCCCUUUGAUCCUGUUAGUGGGAGUACUAACCAGAUCAGAUAUGCAUCCUGUCAGACCUUCACAUUUUCUAACUAUCAGAACCACAUUAAUCAUUAUGAUACAGAAGUAUCCUUGCAGCGUGAUUCUCACCCACCAGUGUAUGAAGAUCUUCAGAGAGUCAAAGACCAGCACAAAACCAGCAUGAAGAACAAGUAUGAGAGCUUAUUUGAGGGAGUCAAACUACAAGAGAAUCAAACCCUCCUGAACAGUAUUUACACACAGCUGUACAUCAUAGAGGGAGAGAGUGAAGGAGUGAAUGAAGAACAUGAAGUGCUACAGAUGGAGAAAAGUUACAGGACACUCCAAGACACUCCAAUCAACUGCAAUGACAUCUUUAAUCCUUUACCUGAACCAGGAGAUGAGGAGAAGAGAAGAAAGAAAGACACAAUAAAGACUGUUCUUACUAAAGGCAUCGCUGGAAUUGGAAAAACCGUCUCUGUGCAGAAGUUCAUUCUGGACUGGGCCGAGGGAAAAGCCAAUCAGGAUGUAGAUUUCAUGUUUGUGCUUACAUUUAGAGAAAUGAACUUGAUUAAAGAUCAUCAGUACAGUCUUCACAGACUUCUGCUUGACUUUCAUCCUGAACUUCAGUAUCUGGACUCAAAGAUUUAUGAUGAAUGUAAAGUUGUGUUCAUCUUUGAUGGUCUGGAUGAAAGCAGAAUUUCACUGAUGUUUUCAGACAGUCAGAAAGUUUCUGAUGUGACUGAGAUUUCAUCAGUGGGUCUGUUGAUGUCAAACCUCCUGAGAGGAGAUCUGCUUCCCUCUGCUCUCAUCUGGAUCACCACCAGACCAGCAGCAGCCAAUCAGAUCCCCUCCAACUACAUCAACCGUGUGACAGAGAUUCAGGGAUUCAAUGACCCUCAGAAGGAGGAAUAUUUCAGGAAGAGAAUCAGUGACGAGCAUCAAGCCAGCAGAAUCAUCUCACACAUCAGAAGAGCAAGAAGCCUCCACAUCAUGUGUCACAUACCCGUCUUCUGCUGGAUCUCAUCCACUGUGCUUCAAAACAUCCUGAGACAAGAUCUCAGUGCAGAAAUCCCUAAAACUCUGACUGAAAUGUACAUCUACUUCCUGCUCAUUCAAACAAAGAUGAGGAACCAGAAGUAUGAAGAGAGCGAUUCAGAGAAACUCCUGCAGUCCAACAGAGAUGUGAUUGUGAAACUUGCUGAACUGGCUUUCAAUCAGCUGAUGAAGGGCAAUGUGAUGUUUUAUGAGGAGGACCUGAGAGAGAGCGGUAUAGACGUCACUGAUGCCUCAGUGUAUUCUGGGAUCUGCACUGAGAUCUUUAGAGAGGAGUCUGUGAUUUAUCAGAGGAAGGUUUAUAGUUUUGUACAUCUGAGCUUUCAGGAGUUUUUUGCAGCACUGUAUGUGUUUCUCUGCUAUUUACACAAUAACAGUGAGAUUCUGGAAAUGUUCCUGAUGGGAAAGAACAGAACUCAGUGUGAGAAAGUUUCUCUGGAUGUGUUUCUGAAGGAAGCAAUGAAUAAAGCCUUGGAGAGUAAAAAUGGACACCUGGAUCUCUUCCUUCGAUUUCUUCAUGGGAUCUCACUGGAGUCCAAUCAGAGACUCUUACAGGAAGUACUGAUAAACACAGAGAACAACCCAGAGAACAUCAAGAAAAUAACCCAAAACCUCAAACGAGGUCAGAAAAACAAUAUCAGUCCUGAAAGAUGGAUGAAUCUGACACACUGCUUGAUUGAGAUGAAGGAUAACUCUGUAGUUGAAGAAGUGCAGUUGCUUUUAAAAUCUAAAGCAAAAAGUAAAAGUCUUACUCUUGCACAAUGUUCAACUUUGGCAAACAUGAUCCUGAUGUCAGAGGAGGUGCUGGAUGAGUUUGAUAUUAAACAGUACAAUAUCAAAUCAAAAGAGGGUCGAUGGAGACUGCUACCUGCUGUGAGAAACUGCAGAAAAGCUGUAUUAACAGACUGCAAUCUCACUGAUCAACAUUGUGAAAUUGUGGGUUCAGCUCUACAAUCAUCAAACUCCUCACUGAGAGAGCUGGACCUGAGUAACAAUCACCUGCAGGAUUCAGCAGUAAAACUGCUCUCCGAUGGACUGAAGAGUCCAAACUGUCAACUCAACGUACUGAGAUUAACAGACUGCAAUCUCACUGAUCAACAUUGUGAAAUUGUGGCUUCAGCUCUACAAUCAUCAAACUCCCCCCUGAGAGAGCUGGACCUGAGUAACAAUCACCUGCAGGAUUCAGCAGUGAAACUGCUCUCCGAUGGACUGAAGAGUCCAAACUGUCAACUCAGCAUACUGAGAUUAUCUCGUUGUUUGGUGACAGAAGAAGGUUGUGCUGCUCUGUCAUCAGCUCUGAGGUCAAACCCCUCACACCUAAAAGAGCUGGAUCUGAGCCACAAUCACCCAGGAGAAUCAGCAGUGAAGCUAAUCAACCAACUGGAAAAAAUCAAAUUGGUCAGCUGUAAUCUCACUGGUCAGCACUGUGAAUUUGUGGCUUCAGCUCUACAGUCAUCAAACUCCCUGAGAGAGCUGGACCUGAGUAACAAUGAUCUUCAGGAUACAGGAAUAAAGCUGCUGUGUGCUGGACUGAGGAGUCCAAACUGUCAACUCAACAAACUGAGAUUAUCUGGCUGUAUGGUGACAGCAGAAGGUUGUGCUGCUCUGGCAUCAGCUCUGAGUUCAAACCCCUCACACCUGAGAGAGCUGGAUCUAAGCUACAAUCACCCAGGAGAUUCAGGAGUUAAACUCUCUGAAACACUCAAACAUCUGGACAAACUCAAUGUGGAUCACGGAGGAGAGAUCAGGAUCACAGCAGGACUUCAGAAAUACGCCUGUGAUCUCACACUGGAUCCAAACACAGCACACACUCGACUCGUUCUGUCUGAGGAGAACAGAAAGGUGACGCGUGUCUCUGAGGAUCAGUCGUAUCCUGAUCAUCCCGACAGAUUUAAUCAUCAUCAUCAGGUUCUGUGUUCAGAGAGACUGACUGGACGCUGUUACUGGGAAACUGAAUGGAGCGGAGAUAGAGUUGAAAUAGCAGUGUGUUAUAAAGAAAUCAAGAGGAAAGGAGAGAGUUAUGACCGUGUGUUUGGACAUAAUGAUAUCUCCUGGAGUCUGAGCUGCUCUGAUCACAGAUUCUUUGCUCGUCACAAUGAUAACUACACUCAUAUCUCUGUUGCUCCAGACUCCUGUAAGAGAGUCGCAGUGUUUCUGGACGAGUCGAGCGGCUCUCUGUCCUUCUACAGCGUCUCUGACACACACACACUCACACACUUACACACAUUCACACACACAUUCACUCAACCUCUACUCGCUGGAUUUUACCUUAAUCCAAACUCUUCAGUGUCUCUGUGUCUCAUUAAACACUAAACACACACACACACACACACUUACACACACACACACACUCACACACACACACACUCACUCACACACACACACAUUCACUCAGCCUCUACUCGCUGGAUUUACACUUGGUUAUUGUAACAACUCUUCUGUGUCUCAUUAAACAUUAAACACACACUCUCACUUACACACAUUCACACACACACGCACACACACACACACACACACUAGUACACACAGGUUGAGUGUGUAAUGAUGUGAAAGUGUGUGUUUAAAUCUGAACUCCUGUGAAUCUCAUCUUCAGGAAGUUGAACAUCAGUUUCCUGUUUCUGAUCAUCAUGAAGAUGUUUCUGUCACACACACAAACAGACAAAUACACAAGUGUGUGUGUGGAAUCAGCUCAUAUUUACACUGCUCUUUAAUAUUUCUCUGACUCUAUUUUCACGAGUUCACGUCAUUGUAGUGUAGAGUUCAGAAUAAAAUUACUUCUUCAUCAUCAUUAUUAAUAUUAUUAUAAUUAUCAUGUGUCUGAAACCAACAUUCAAAGAACUGCUGGAGAAAAAGUGUUUAUGCAGCUGUACAUUAAAAACAUUAAUGUGAAGAA